Molecule: messenger RNA, 408 nt
Organism: Malassezia vespertilionis
Lineage: Eukaryota; Fungi; Basidiomycota; Malasseziomycetes; Malasseziales; Malasseziaceae
Exons: 2
Coding region: 1-408 (135 amino acids)
Source: RefSeq, a predicted model, not a curated record
AUGACAUCGAUGGAAUACGCGCGGAAAAAAUCGUACGCGUCGAUCGUGUACGAGCAUGGCGAGGAGGCACUGCUGAAUCCUACCUUGAUGAACAGGCUUGAAGAGGGUGCGCCGCAGACUGGGCGUGUCACAUUUUCGCACGCACAGGCGCAGGCCUUGGGCCAAGAGAAGAAGCGGCUGCGCGACGACCAGGCUGCAAAUGGCGAUCAAAGCGCGGCGGACGCGCCGAAUGCACGCACUACGGACGAGUCGCGUCCGCUCAAGACGCAGCGUGUGGAAGUGGAUGCGCGGGAGGAAAAUGCAGGGGGCGACGAUGAUGGUGCGUGCGGGGAGAAUGCUAACGACAGCGAUGGAAAUGGGCGACUCGGACGAAGAGUGACGUUCCACAGUGCGGAUAUCCGUUUGUAG